GUCAGCAGAUCAGGAAGCUGAUUAAGGAUGGGCUGAUCAUCCGCAAGCCUGUGACCAUUCACUCCCGUGCCCGGUGCAGGAAGAACACCUUGGCCCGCCGCAAGGGCAGGCACAUGGGCAUCGGUAAGAGAAAGGGGACGGCCAACGCUCGUAUGCCCGAGAAGGUGACCUGGAUGAGGAGGAUGAGAAUCCUGAGGCGCCUGCUCCGCAGAUACAGGGAGUCCAAGAAGAUUGACCGCCACAUGUACCACAGCCUGUACCUGAAGGUCAAGGGCAACGUGUUCAAGAACAAGAGGAUCCUGAUGGAGCACAUCCACAAGCUCAAGGCCGACAAAGCUCGCAAGAAGCUCCUGGCGUAACAUUCCCCCCUCUGUCUCCCUGCACGCAGGUCCAAGACCAAGGAGGCUCGGAAGCGCCGCGAGGAGCGUCUGCAGGCCAAGAAGGAGGAGAUCAUCAAAACCCUCUCCAAGGAGGAGGAGACCAAGAAGUGAACACUGGCCAGCUUGUGUACAUAGUGUUUGCCAUCCAGGAGCGUUCA
Molecule: messenger RNA, 538 nt
Organism: Merops nubicus (carmine bee-eater)
Lineage: Eukaryota; Metazoa; Chordata; Aves; Coraciiformes; Meropidae
Gene: RPL19
Product: ribosomal protein L19
Exons: 4
Biological process (GO): translation
Cellular component (GO): ribosome; cytosolic large ribosomal subunit
Molecular function (GO): structural constituent of ribosome; RNA binding
Source: RefSeq, a predicted model, not a curated record